This is a messenger RNA of Danio rerio (zebrafish), 1785 nucleotides long. It is a transcript of the gene fhl2b, whose product is annotated as four and a half LIM domains 2b. Gene Ontology annotation, cellular component: nucleus. Lineage: Eukaryota; Metazoa; Chordata; Actinopteri; Cypriniformes; Danionidae. The record is from RefSeq and is marked provisional.
AUCUCUCAAGAACUAAAGACGCAUAGCACAUCACAUCACACCACUCCUCUCCUCUCCACGGGACAGGGAUUGUUUAAAACCGGAGAUGGCGGAGCGCUAUGACUGCCACUACUGCAAGGAGUCUCUGUUCGGGAAGAAGUACGUCCUGCGGGAUGAAAAUCCAUACUGCGUGAAGUGCUAUGAAAGCCUCUACUCCAAUACCUGCGAGGAGUGCAAAAAGCCCAUUGGCUGCAACAGCAGAGAUCUGUCUUAUAAAGACCGGCACUGGCACGACGACUGCUUCCACUGCUUCAAAUGUCACCGUUCUCUUGUGGACAAGCCAUUUUCUACCAAGGACGAGCAGCUACUGUGUACCGAGUGCUACUCCAAUGAGUAUUCCUCUAAAUGUUUCGAAUGCAAGAAGACAAUCAUGCCAGGCUCCAGGAAGAUGGAGCAUAAGGGGAACAGCUGGCAUGAGACCUGCUUUACCUGCCAGCGCUGUCAGCAGCCCAUUGGAACCAAGAGCUUCAUUCCUAAGGACAACAGUAACUACUGUGUGCCGUGCUACGAGAAGCAGUUUGCUCUGCAGUGUGUGCAAUGCAAGAAGCCAAUCACCACCGGGGGCGUGACCUAUCACGACCAGCCCUGGCAUAAAGACUGCUUCCUGUGUACUGGCUGUAAGCAGCAGCUGUCUGGCCAGCGCUUCACCUCUCGUGAUGACUUUCCCUAUUGCCUCAACUGCUUCUGCAAUCUGUAUGCCAAGAAGUGUGCUGCCUGCACCACCCCGAUCAGCGGUCUGGGAGGAAGCAAAUACAUCUCUUUUGAAGAGAGGCAGUGGCACAACGACUGCUUCAACUGCAAGAAGUGCUCAGUGUCUCUGGUGGGCCGUGGAUUCCUGACAGAGAGAGAUGAUAUUCUGUGUCCCGAAUGUGGAAAAGACAUCUGAGCAGACAGCGCGGCACUGCAAUUCCUAACAUUUUAUUUUUUAACAAAGUUACAAAUUCUAUCAAAGCUGAUGUAUUAGUCUAACAAAAGUCCCAUUUAGAUAAGUCACUUUAAAGGGGCCUGUGCAUGCCAAGGCCUCGUAUUAAAAUCGUGUCUUGUUUAAAAUCGUCAACUAAAAGAAACAUGCAUUUUCUGAAGACAUAAAGCAUAUUUACUGUUUUAUUUGGAAGUGUUAUUGCCUAUUUACUAGUUGCUUGUGCCCAGUGUUGGGUGUAAUUAGUUACAAAGUAAUAGUUACUGUAUUUAUAUGAGUUUUCCAAAAGUAAAGUAAGGAAUUACUUUUAAUUUUUAGGUAAUCUAGCUACAUUUACUCAUGAACUAGCCUUAAAUAUUCAGAUUAAUUGUAUUAUUUUUUUUGUUAUACAUAUAUAUUUUGCUGAAUAAUUAUAUUUUUCGACUAAAGUUGGUUACAUUUAUCUAGUUGAUGAAUGGGCUAUAUGCUAGGCAUGGGAUGAUAAAUGUUUUCAAGGAAUAUCGCGGUUUGUAAAAGUCAAGGUUCUGUAGCCAAAGUUUUCUGCUAUACUGUUCCUACCGUAUAUGUAAGAUUUAAUUUUUUUUUAUGUUUUGUUUGAAGUUUUAAAGGACAACAGUAUCUCCAGCAGAAAAGAUAUCCAAAGAUGCCGUCUUAAAUUGUUAUGAAAUCUGUUUUUGAAACUACUGUAAAGAAGACAGCAGAAAUCAAAGAUUCAUUAAGCCUGACAUGUUUACUAUCCCAAAAUAUCUUAAAAGUUUCUUAAGAUAAAAUACAUUGUGUUUAAAGCAAAAAAUUUUUUUUAGCUUUUUUACCCAGACAUUUAAAAA